GCGAAGGAGGGAAACUUCCGUUCCCGACACGCCAGCACGUCCAUUGUACAACGCGAUCAUUACGAUUUCAACGGCACGUUUGUUUCCAAGCGCUCAAAAAGUUGUUUCGCCCGUCGAGUUUGAUCUUUAGCCACCUCGGCGUCGUUGGAGAUUGCUGUCAUACGCGACUCGCGGCCCGUUUCUCGGGAAUCUCCAGUCCACCUUGCGCUUGUGCUAACUAGCCGGAGCUAGCCGCACGUUAGCCGGCCGCGGUUGGCUUGGUCGAGACGGGAGCAUGUUUCCAACUUGCGUCGGAGGAAUUCGACUUUAAAACGCACAUAUUUGGGGAAAGUAGCCCGAAUAGCAAAUUACCUCACCGGACGCGCACUUUCGAAAGGAUGAAUGGCUUCAGCACCGAGGAGGACAGCCACGACGGGCCGCCCGCGCCGCCCCUCUACGGCCAGAGCUGCUGCCUGAUCGAGGACGGCGAGCGCUGCGGCCGCUCCGCCGGCAACGCCUCCUUCAGCAAGCGCAUCCAGAAGAGCAUUUCGCAAAAGAAGCUCAAGCUGGACAUCGACAAAAGCGUGCGCCACUUGUACAUCUGUGACUUCCACAAGAAUUUCAUCCAGAGCGUGCGCAACAAGAGGAAGAGGAAGACGAGCGACGACGGCGGCGAGUCCCCGGAUCACGACGUGGAGGUGCCAGAGGUGGAUCUGUUCCAGCUGCAGGUGAACACGUUGCGGCGCUACAAGCGACACUACAAGCUGCAGACCAGGCCCGGCCUCAACAAGGCCCAGCUGGCCGAGACGGUGAGUCGUCACUUCAGGAACAUUCCGGUGAACGAGAAGGAAACGCUGACCUACUUUAUUUACAUGGUGAAGAGCAGCAAGAGCCGCUUGGACCAGAAGGGCGACGGCGGUGGCAAACCGCUGGACUAAAAAGAAAAAAUCCCCCCAAAAAACGCGACCAACCAACAUGACAAGAUAGCGUCAAACAACCAAAAACUGGAUCCUCCCACAACCGCCAUUUGGUCUCCUUGGAUGACAUUUUUUGACACUGUUGCUACCAUCCGUGUAUCAUCCUUUCCUUGUCCCAAGCAUUUGCGACUCGAGUGCCAGGACUCACUUGGACUUUGCCUACCGUCCUUCGACUGUUACCGUGUCUUCUGGGACAAAUGUGGGAAAACCUGACAGAAAAAGACUCACUCUUCAGCCGACAGAAUGACUCCUUUAAACUCGUCGGGAAAGCCACCGUGACGUUCUUUUAAAAAUGUCCUCGGUUUGGACCUUAAGGAACCCAGACAGGACUGUUGACAUUUUGCAUGUGGUCUUUUCCCCACCGAGAUGCACACCGUAUAUUGAGAUUGUUAGUGCUAAUUGUUAGCACUGACACGCUGAAAGCCCUUGGCCCAGUGUUUAAAUAAAUCCCUGUACAGAAAUGUUUAUUGCUAAUUGUUAGCAAUGACAUGCUAAAAGCUCUUAGCCCAGCGUUUAACUCUCUUGCAAUGUUGCGGGUCAAAUUGACCCAUUGUAGUUGCACAUUUUGGGGAUCUACCCACCCCCCCCCCCCCCCCUCCCUCCAUUUCGGCCACUUUUUGAGUAAUGUGUCAAAUUGACCCAAAUUGAAUGUGACAGGAGAGUUCAAACAAAACAGUGUACAAAGGUUGUUGGCACUUAAACGCUAAAAGCUCUUGGUCUAGUGUUUAACCCUCCUGUUAUGUUGUGGGUCAAAUUGACCCAUGGUAAAAUGUCUUCUUUGAAAAAUGGUAAGUGUAGUGUCUUAACUACAUAUAUUUUUUCUUCCUCCGUUUCUGACACUAACUGGGUCAAAUUGACCCAGGAACACUGCUUCUGUUCCAGAGAAACCAAUGUUACAAGAGGGUUAAAUAAAGCCCUGUUUGGGGGUGUCAAACUCAUUUUUGGCACGGGCCACAUCGUAGUUAAGGUUUCCCACCGAAGACCGUUGGUUAUGACCGAAACCAUAUCCUGUAAAUCUAUAUUCACCUCAUGUUACAAAUAUUUAACAAAUUGAAAUUAACUAGUUUUAAAAUCAGAAGCUAAUAAAAACUAUUCAGUUGUUAUUUUAAAAUGGGAACUGGUAUCAAAAAAUGCUUGCAAUUCUCAAUAUAGAUAAUUGUGAAAACAAUUUGCAAUCUCGGUAUUUUAGCAAGAAACAUGAUUUGCUUUCGCGAGCCACUUUAAAUGAUACGGCAGGCCGGAUCUGGCCGGAUCUUGAGUUUGACCCCUGUGCUGCACAUGAAGCUCUUGACCCAGUGUGUAAAUAAACCCUUUAACCAGCAGAGGGCGCUACAUAGCUAAUGGCUAUAAUUCACACCUGAUUUUAUUUAUUUUUUUUCUUUUAAUUAAUUUCUGACACUUUUUGGAUAACGGGUCAAAUUACCAAACAUAAUGGGAGGGUUGAAUAGAACUGUGAUGACUGUUCAUCAGCAAAUGGCGCCAAGAUGCUACGUUAUUGUUUGACAUGAUGAUAUCUUGGCUAGUUGAGGCUAACAGCUAGCAUCCUGCUAGCUCCCCCUUUAAGUUGCUCUUUUCUUUUGUGUUAGUUUUUAAAUUGUCAAAACUCAAGCGGCCCGUUCUUUAUCGCUCUAAACGCUAAAUCCAACACUUGUGUGUUUUUCACCGCAUGGCUCCUUGUACACACUUUUUAAGGGCUUUUAUUUGGGAUUGUUGUUCCCCCCCCACGUUUUCAGUUUUGCUGGUAAGUUUUGUUAGCGUCACGUAGGUAAUAACCAGCCGUCUUUAUUCACACGUUGGACACAAGGGCCACAUUAACCUAUAACCGUCGCAUUAGGAAUGACGCGUAUUUAAAUAUGGCUGCCUACUGCUCCUAAUGAUGACAAUAAAUGUACAGGCCUGCA
Molecule: messenger RNA, 2857 nt
Organism: Phyllopteryx taeniolatus (common seadragon)
Lineage: Eukaryota; Metazoa; Chordata; Actinopteri; Syngnathiformes; Syngnathidae
Gene: sap30l
Product: sap30-like
Exons: 5
Coding region: 378-917 (179 amino acids)
Biological process (GO): regulation of DNA-templated transcription
Cellular component (GO): histone deacetylase complex
Molecular function (GO): protein binding; transcription coregulator activity
Source: RefSeq, a predicted model, not a curated record